Messenger RNA from Microtus ochrogaster (prairie vole), 4871 nucleotides. RefSeq names its product EPH receptor A8 (gene Epha8). The record is from RefSeq and is a predicted model, not a curated record. Gene Ontology annotation, cellular component: dendrite; plasma membrane. The transcript has 19 exons. The coding region runs from base 1 to 3336 and encodes 1111 amino acids. Gene Ontology annotation, molecular function: ATP binding; protein binding; transmembrane-ephrin receptor activity. NCBI's taxonomy places the organism in Eukaryota, Metazoa, Chordata, Mammalia, Rodentia, Cricetidae. Gene Ontology annotation, biological process: ephrin receptor signaling pathway; axon guidance; protein phosphorylation.
AUGGCACGCACUAAGGAGUCGGACUGGGGCAGCUGGAGGCCCUGGAGACCCGCAGCAGAGAAGGGGAGCCCAGGGGGCCUGGAGCUGUCUUCACAGGCCUUUCAGCUGUCAGAUCCAACACUGGACACAGAUCCGACCACACCGAGGUCUGAUACGGACCCCUGUGGCACCCAAGAUGAGGUCCUGACAGCUGAACUGGCCAUUCUGGGCAAGGAGAAUCUGCUCUGCCGUGGGAGCCUUCGGGGCUUCCCCUGUGGAAGCGUGACCCCUCAGAUUUUCCAAGGUGGUCCAGCAGGUGCCGACCUCCAUCCUGGGGACACUGAGGACAUUAAAAUCGUGCCUGUCCUCGGGGAAAUGGUGGGACCUGAUAGUGUAAACGUGAAUGCUGUCAUCUCCUCAGAGAGCACUGGGGUGAACCUGUUGGACACAUCCACUAUCCACGGAGACUGGGGCUGGCUCACGUAUCCGGCUCAUGGGUGGGACUCCAUCAAUGAGGUGGACGAGUCCUUCCGGCCCAUCCACACGUACCAAGUGUGCAACGUCAUGAGUCCCAAUCAGAACAACUGGCUGCGUACAAGCUGGGUGCCCCGCGACGGCGCCCGGCGUGUCUACGCCGAGAUCAAGUUCACACUGCGUGACUGCAACAGCAUUCCCGGCGUGCUGGGUACCUGCAAGGAGACCUUCAACCUUCACUACCUGGAGUCUGACCGGGACCUGGGUGCCAGCACACAGGAGAGCCAGUUUCUCAAGAUCGACACCAUCGCGGCUGAUGAGAGCUUCACGGGCGCGGACCUGGGCGUGCGGAGGCUCAAGCUGAACACGGAGGUGCGUGGGGUGGGCCCACUCAGCAAGCGCGGCUUCUACUUGGCCUUCCAGGAUAUAGGUGCCUGCCUCGCCAUCCUCUCCCUCCGCAUCUACUACAAGAAGUGCCCUGCUAUGGUACGCAACCUGGCGGCCUUCUCAGAAGCAGUGACCGGGGCUGACUCUUCCUCGCUGGUAGAGGUGCGAGGGCAGUGUGUGCGGCACUCGGAGGAGCGUGACACACCCAAGAUGUACUGCAGUGCCGAGGGCGAGUGGCUGGUACCCAUCGGGAAGUGUGUGUGCAGUGCUGGCUAUGAGGAGCGGCGGGAUGCCUGUAUGGCCUGUGAGCUGGGCUUCUACAAAUCAGCCCCCGGAGACCAGCUGUGUGCCCGAUGCCCACCCCACAGCCAUUCUGCCACCCCUGCAGCCCAGACCUGCCGUUGUGACCUCAGCUACUACCGCGCGGCCUUGGACCCACCGUCGGCAGCCUGCACCCGGCCACCCUCAGCUCCAGUGAACCUGAUCUCCAGUGUGAAUGGAACAUCCGUGACCCUGGAGUGGGCCCCUCCCCUGGACCCAGGUGGCCGUAGUGACAUCACCUACAACGCAGUGUGCCGCCGCUGCCCCUGGGCCCUGAGCCACUGUGAGGCUUGUGGGAGUGGAACCCGCUUCGUCCCGCAGCAGACCAGCCUGGCACAGGCCAGCCUGCUGGUGGCCAACCUGCUGGCCCAUAUGAACUACUCCUUCUGGAUUGAGGCUGUCAACGGUGUGUCCAACCUGAGCCCCGAGCCCCGCAGUGCUGCCAUGGUCAACAUCACCACGAACCAGGCAGCCCCGUCCCAGGUGGUGGUGAUCCGGCAGGAGCGGGCGGGGCAGACCAGCGUGUCCCUGCUGUGGCAGGAGCCAGAGCAGCCCAACGGCAUCAUCCUGGAGUACGAGAUCAAGUACUACGAGAAGGAUAAGGAGAUGCAAAGCUACUCCACCCUCAAGGCCGUCACCACCCGCGCUACCGUGUCAGGCCUCAAACCGGGCACUCGCUAUGUGUUCCAGGUCCGAGCCCGCACCUCAGCUGGCUGUGGCCGCUUCAGCCAGGCUAUGGAGGUGGAGACCGGGAAACCCCGACCCCGCUAUGAUACCCGGACCAUUGUCUGGAUCUGCCUGACACUCAUCACGGGCCUGGUGGUGCUCCUCCUCCUUCUCAUCUGCAAGAAGAGGCACUGCGGCUACAGCAAGGCUUUCCAGGACUCGGAUGAGGAGAAGAUGCAUUACCAGAAUGGGCAGGCACCCCCACCUGUCUUCUUGCCCUUGAAUCACCCCCCGGGGAAGUUCCCAGAACCCCAAUUCUGUGCAGAGCCCCACACCUACGAGGAGCCAGGUCGAGCAGGCCGCAGCUUCACCCGAGAGAUCGAGGCAUCCAGGAUCCACAUCGAGAAGAUUAUAGGCUCGGGGGAGUCGGGAGAAGUGUGCUAUGGGCGGCUGCAGGUGCCGGGCCAGCGGGACAUGCCUGUGGCUAUCAAGGCCCUCAAAGCUGGCUACACCGAGAGACAGCGACAGGACUUCUUGAGCGAGGCAGCCAUCAUGGGCCAGUUUGACCACCCUAACAUCAUCCGCCUUGAGGGUGUCGUCACCCGCGGCCGCCUGGCAAUGAUCGUGACAGAGUACAUGGAGAAUGGCUCUCUGGAUGCCUUCCUCAGGACUCACGAUGGGCAGUUCACCAUCGUGCAGCUGGUGGGCAUGCUAAGAGGGGUGGGCGCUGGCAUGCGCUACCUCUCAGACCUGGGCUACAUCCACCGUGACCUGGCCGCCCGCAAUGUCCUGGUAGAUGGCCAUCUGGUUUGCAAGGUGUCAGACUUCGGGCUCUCGAGGGCUCUGGAGGAUGACCCUGAAGCCGCCUAUACCACUGCGGGAGGGAAGAUCCCUAUUCGAUGGACAGCGCCCGAGGCCAUUGCCUUCCGCACUUUCUCCUCAGCCAGCGAUGUGUGGAGCUUCGGCGUGGUCAUGUGGGAGGUGCUGGCCUAUGGUGAACGGCCCUAUUGGAACAUGACCAACCAGGAUGUCAUCAGCUCAGUGGAGGAGGGUUAUAGGCUGCCAGCACCCAUGGGCUGCCCACGCACCCUGCACCAACUUAUGCUGGACUGCUGGCAUAAGGACCGUGCCCAGCGGCCUCGCUUCUCUCAAGUCGUGAGCGUCCUCGAUGCUCUGAUCCACAGCCCUGAGAACCUUAGGGCCACGGCCACUGUCAGCAGGUGCCCACCCCCUGCCUUUGCCAGGAGCUGCUUCGACCUCCGAGGAGGUGGAAGUGGCAGUGGGGACCUCACUGUGGGGGACUGGUUGGACUCCAUCCGAAUGGGCCGGUACCGGGACCACUUUGCAGCCGGCGGGUACUCCUCCCUUGGCAUGGUGCUUCGCAUGAAUGCCCAGGAUGUGCGUGCCCUUGGCAUCACCCUCAUGGGCCACCAGAAGAAGAUCCUUGGAAGCAUCCAGACCAUGAGGGCCCAGCUAAGCAGCACUCAAGGGCCCCGCCGGCACCUCUGACUCCUGGCAGCCUGGCCCUGGUCGUACUAACUGUUAGGGGCUCUGCAGGGCCACCCAUGAAGUCGCAGUAGCCCCGGAGCUCUGCCGUAGAACCUACAGUUACAGCAGUCAGGCAUCCGGGACAAGGUUCUUGGUGCUCCAGGUGGAUAGAACACCUGCCCACUAGAGGCACAGGACCUGUGUCUUCUAGAGCCUGGGCCCUCCAACACCAGAAUCCAACAGCGAUGUCACUCCCCUACCUGCGUGUGCAUUCAUGCAUGUAGGGGGUAGUCAGAAAGGUCCUGGCAGAUGAUGGAAACAAUAUGUGAUCAUGUCUCUGUCCCCAGAUGUGUGCAGGUUACCACGUGUGUGCUUAUCCACUAGGGGAGGAGCCACAUGUGUGUGACCACAGAUAGCGCAUCAUAAAUGAGGAGGCAUGACAGUGUGAGCAAGGAAUCUGUUCUGACACUGUCCAGUUCCCAGUACCCAUGGGGACCAGGCAGAGGCCCACAUCCACUCCCCCCAGUGCCUGGAGGCUGGAGCCCAGGCUGCUUCCGAAUCACACCAGCACCAGGCCCACCGUCCAGCCUGGGUGAACCCACCAUGGCUAUAUCUCAGGUCCGGGCCUCCUUCCUAUAUGGGGGAGCCACCUGCAGCUUCUGCCUGGCUCCUCUUGCUGCUCAACAGGAAAACAGGGUUCCUGGCCAGUCCCUCUGGCCACCUUCCAUAGAGGGUCACAGCAGAGUGUGAGAUGCCCUCAGAGGGGCUUGGCUGCCUGGCCAAGCUCUUAGGCUGUGAUGCCUCUUCCCAACUUCUCACUGCCCAUCCCUGCCACCCCUGCCCAUGCUGGGAACAGGAGCAUGGGGCAAUUUCUAAGGCCCAAUCCCACCCCUUCCUAUACCAGAUAGGAAUGCCCAGAGAAGGGGAUGCCUUGUCUGAGGUCACAUGACAACCAAAUUCCAGAUCGGGCCCCCUUCCUCCCAGUCAUGGUCUGUUAGGAUGGGAGGGGCCUGGGAAGCCCGUCACCCACAGGCUGACCCACCCAUUACGGCCCACCAGGGUAUGUAAAUAUCUUUUUUUCUACCAUGUCAGGAUAUUUUUUUCCUCACUCCUGGCAAUGCAAAAAUGGUCUUCAAAGCACAUACAAAGCACCCCGGGUGAGAAAGCCCCACCCUGGGGGAGGCAGGGCCCAAGGAGCCCCAGCACAGAGCAAAGGCGGCCCCCUCCCCUUCCCAGCCCUGCCCACAGCCAGCACAGCACCCCGCGAGACACCAGCACUGAGCCCCUUCCCUCCUGCAAUAAUUCAGGGGCCUCAGCCCCACCCAGGUGCCGCGGCCAGCUCCUGCGCUUCUAUAUAUUAUAGUACUAUGUAGCCGAGCUGCCCUUCCUUCCUAUGGAAGUGGGAAACAUGGUCAGGACACGAGGUGGGGGGACACCCAGUCUUCCACCCCACCCCACUCACCCAGUGUCUGGGCUUGGGAUCCUCAGGCAAGGCCUCUGAGGUGGGUCCCCCUGGGGGCUCCUGGGGCCUCUCUGUGGCUCCCAUUCUGUCUGGA